Beta vulgaris subsp. vulgaris (sugar beet) is the source of this 1493-nucleotide messenger RNA. RefSeq lists its product as hypothetical. Bases 204 to 1289 code for a protein of 361 amino acids. The record is from RefSeq and is a predicted model, not a curated record. The transcript is spliced from 4 exons. NCBI's taxonomy places the organism in Eukaryota, Viridiplantae, Streptophyta, Magnoliopsida, Caryophyllales, Amaranthaceae.
GUUUUUCUUUUUUGAUCCAAAAAAAAAAAAAUUAUUGUUAUUUAAAUAUAGCCAUUGGGUACUUGGGUUAGGUGUACUAUAAAUAAUAUGGUUGAGUAUAAGCUUCUUGCUCAAACGGAAAGUUCUGAAAUACUGAUUCGUUUUAUUUGCAUCCGAGGUUGAUUGUUGGGAUUGAAGUAUAUACAUUGAGCUCCAUAUAUACGAUGGCCGAGGUACGAGCGCAAGAUGACGAUCUUUUUAUGUUGACCGACGACAAACAAUUGCUAAAGCUUGCAAAAUUACUAAGAAACCAAGAAGAGCCACUAAUGCUUGGCAUCAAGUCUGAGCCUGAUCGCAUCAAAUUCCUCCAAGAAUGCAACGAUUCUUAUGAUAAUGUGGUGACACUACUAGAUAUCAGCCGUGAUCUGCGCAACAAGCACGAGGCGGCGAGGGCAGUCAGCGAGGAGAAGGCAGACAUUGCUGCAAACAUCGAGGACUAUGUGAAGUAUGGUAUCAAUAUGAGCCUGCAGUGUGUGCGCAACUGCGGUUUUCGACUCAUGUGUGUCGAGAAGCUUAAAGAGCAUUUUGACGACCUUGCAACUGAUCUUAAUAUGUUGGACGCUAAGAAUACGAGCAAUGUUGAAAGUUUGGCAAAAGAAGUGGCCUUCUACAAGCAGUCUAUGUUGGAGUAUGCUAAUAAUAUUCGAAGUGGCACAGCUCGCGCUCAUUCUAAGGCGUAUUCUAUGGGACUCAAGCAAGAGGGCAUUGAAUUCCCAAACCUUGUCAACAGGCACAAGAAUAGGCUUGGAUAUAAAGAUGAAUUUGAAUUUUUGGAAGAAGAUCAAAAGCUUGAGGUAUACAAUAGCAUCAUCAGGGAAUCAGGGCGCGCAAACAUCCCAAUCGCCACUAGGGACACCUUAGGCGGUAAAGCAGGUGGGAUUGCAUCGUUGGCGAUGUCUGCCAGCAUGAUGGUGUGGGACAUCUUCAGCGCUGAGCACAAGCUUGAGUCUGUGGUGAGCACAGCUGUGUCAGUGUUGGCGGAUGUUGGCGCCUUUGCAGUGCAAGUGGCUGUGAAUGCAGCAGUAACAACUGCGGUGGCAAACUUGGAGCUAGGUGUUUUUGCCGUCUCAGUGGCUGGGUUUGUGGCAGGCGCUUUGACCGGUGUGCUCUUUGCUGUAGCAACGGGUGCAUUGCUUGGCCUCAUCUUUGGAACUGGUGGUAAGGUGCCGCCUAACUUGGAUGGACUUAAAUUUUAUUCAGCUACAAUGCCAGAUGGUAUGGCCCUUGCAAACGAGCUAUCGCAUGGUUAAAUUGUUGUGUAUCCCAUUAGUAUUUUGUACGAUGUACCUGUAUCAAUAAGCUUUAUGGAUGGAGAAAAAUAAGUAUGCCAUAUGUGUGGAUGAGUCGAGUGUCAACGUUUCAUUUUAAGCUCAUCAGUUGUAUGUAUCAGUCGUGUUGCAUUGAUUUUCUAUAGCUUUAUGAUGAAUACCAUGCGUUUGAUGUUCUUUACUAUA